This is a messenger RNA of Penicillium daleae, 519 nucleotides long. Its product is annotated as DUF202 domain-containing protein. The transcript has 2 exons. The record is from RefSeq and is a predicted model, not a curated record. Bases 1 to 519 code for a protein of 172 amino acids. Lineage: Eukaryota; Fungi; Ascomycota; Eurotiomycetes; Eurotiales; Aspergillaceae.
AUGGCGCAAUCGGUCACGACCAGCGUGGCCUCGUGCGCCCCACGCCGCUAUAACCCGCUAAUCAACCCAACCCAUUCAAGGCCGGCCUUGGUGGAAGAACACAUCGAGGAUCAACACCACAUCCUCUUUUCCCGCCCUAUACUGGGCGCUCUACUUUUCGAAAAUACUACCUCCGAUGCGCGCGACCACUGCGCCAAUGAGCGCACAUUCCUCUCCUGGCUACGUCUCUCCAUGUAUUUAUCCAUCGUCUCGCUAGCCAUCAUCAUCUCUUUCCAUUUCCGCGAGCAGCCCUCGGGUCUAGAGCGGCGCAUGGCCUUACCGCUUGGUAUCAUCUUCUGGCUGUUAAGUCUCACGUGCCUGGCAAAUGGAUUCUUCAAUUAUGCCCGCACUGUGAUGAAAUACAGCCGGAAGGCGGCGCUGGUUCAGAGUGGCUGGAAGACCCAGGUCGUCAUGACCGUCAUCGGGACAGUCAUUCUGGGAAGUUGUAUCCUGUUUCUAUCGACUGGUCACCAAUCGUGA